This is a messenger RNA of Microplitis demolitor, 2844 nucleotides long. RefSeq names its product orexin/Hypocretin receptor type 1. Gene Ontology annotation, cellular component: membrane. The transcript is spliced from 6 exons. Lineage: Eukaryota; Metazoa; Arthropoda; Insecta; Hymenoptera; Braconidae. Bases 703 to 2040 code for a protein of 445 amino acids. Gene Ontology annotation, biological process: G protein-coupled receptor signaling pathway. Gene Ontology annotation, molecular function: neuropeptide Y receptor activity. The record is from RefSeq and is a predicted model, not a curated record.
AAUAAAAAAAAAAAAAAAAAAAAAAAAAAAAAAAAUCUUGAGUUAUGUCAUAAAAUUUUUAGAGAAUAAUGAACACCGUGGGGACAGUAAUUUUACGGAAUAAGUUUUACGUUUUGAGAAAAGUUAAAGCUUACAAAUACGUAAAGACUGUUAAUAAAUAAAUGAAUUUGUGAUUGAUUAGAAAAUUAUGACUUAUUAAAUUCUGUACUGCUGUAUAUAGAAAUUUUUUAUUAUAAAAAUAAACAUACAUAUAUAGAUACGUGUGAAAAAAAAGAUAUUUAAUAGCUAUCUCGCAAUAUCGCGCUUAACGUGACAUUUUUUAUUUACUCUGUAAUAAAUAUGAAAAUAUUCUAGCAUCUUUGUUUAUUUACUUCUCAUUUACUUGCUUUUUUUCAAUGGUAUUUAAUAUCACAAGCGAAAUUAUUUACGUUGUGAUAUUUAUUGUUAUAUAUCCAUCUAAAAACCUUUAAAAUAAAAUAAAAGAAUUUAAAAACUUAAAAGAAAUUUCAGAUACCUAAUAAAUUUAAUUUAUUUGCAUUAUGUUAAAAAAUAUAUAUAUACAACAGAGAUAUUAAACAUGAAAUCAAAUAUUAAAAAAUCUUUUAACAAAAUUUCGAUUUCAUUAUUUAAAUACUCUUUCGCAUGUCAUUUGACAGUUUAUAAAAUUGAACAUUAAGCUAAACUCAUAUUCAUUCUACAAUAAUGAUAUUAAAUAUUUACUCUUUGAUGUUUGGACUGAUACUAUCAGAUUUUAUUACACAAACAAGGGCGGUAGAUUAUAUUGACAUAGAAGACUCAGAAUACAGAAACAUCACUGAAGAAUUGUAUUUAUGGAGUGUUAAUAACACAAAUAAUAGCUGUAGUAAUUUCUUUUGUAUAAGUGAUGAAGAUUACAUCGAUUUCUUAAUAACUCGUAUGACAACACCAAGUAUCUACGAUUGGAUUUUGAUAUUUAUGCACAUUACCGUAUUUAUUGCCGGUAUAUUGGGAAAUUCAUUAGUCUGUAUUGCUGUAUACAGAAAUCGAUCUAUGAGAACGGUUACUAAUUACUUCCUUGUUAAUCUUGCUGUAGCAGAUCUUAUGGUAAUAAUAUUUUGUCUACCGUCAACAGUUAUUUGGGAUGUUACUGAAACUUGGUUACUCGGUGAAACCUUAUGCAAAAUGCUUCCCUACCUACAGACAGUUUCAGUUAGUGUGAGCAUUUUGACCCUUACUUUCAUAUCAAUCGAUCGUUGGUACGCUAUAUGUUUUCCAUUGGAAUUCAAAUCGACUACAAAACGUGCAAAAAAAUGUAUAUGUUAUAUUUGGUUAUUCUCAUUUAUUUUUGACAUACCAGAUUUGAUUUUACUACAAGUUACUCCAAGUCUACUUAAAAUUGAGUCAAUUUAUUUAACGCGAUGUGAAAGAUCGUGGAGCGUUAAAAGCGAAAAAAUUUUUAAUUUUAUUAUAUUUAUAUUUUUGUAUUUCGGGCCAUUACUUUUUAUGACCUACACAUAUUACCAAAUAAUUCGUGUACUACGAAGAAGUAACAUUCCUGGAUAUAAAUUAUCCAGAAGAAAUAAACGAAUCCCACUGGAUACUCAGGUGACAACGUCGACGUUCAAUGACAAUCAUGAAGGACAUUUGGGAUCAAGACGGAAAGCUGCAAAAAUGCUUGUUGUAGUUGUUUUCAUUUUUGCGCUUUGUUAUGCGCCAGUUCAUUUACUAAACAUCCUUCGACAUUCAAUGGAUUUACCAUCAAAUGACAUAACAGUUGCGUGUAGUUUAUUAGCCCACUGGCUGUGUUAUUUAAAUAGUGCAAUCAAUCCUGUUAUUUACAAUUUCAUGAGUGGUAAAUUCCGCAAAGAAUUCAGACGAUCGUUCAUCUGCUUGCGACCGAUUUCAGCCGAUGCUGGGACACAAAAAAUAAGUGGAAUUAUUCAAAUAGCCGAACGUUCUCUGGUACCCACUACAAAUUCAAAUCAGUCGGAUAAUAAUUUUGUUAAAAGCCGACGUAGUGUUGAAGUUAUUCCUCUUAAAAGUAUGUCGGAUUAUCACUAAACGUGUCCAGCUUCUGGUACAUGGCCUAGCUGAAACUAAAGCUAAGGAGUCAGGUAGUACUGCCGAUUUUAGAACUACUGUACAGAAUUUAAUGAAAUUUAUCUUAUCCGUAGCUAAUGAUAAGAAAAAGAUUAAAUUAAAUUUUUUAAAAGCUACAGAAAACCAGUAAAAUUUUGAUUUUCAUACAUUUAACAUUGAGUCUCAUAAUAAAUCACAGAUUUAAUCGAAAUUUUUUUUUUUAGCUUUUAAAAUAUUUAACUGGAUCAUUUUCUUAUCAUUACCUACUAAGAUAUAAAAUUUCAUUAAAUUAUUAAUGAUAAUUUUAAAACCGACACUCAAACCCACAAACAGUACUAUCCUUGUCGCAUUUGCGGAAUAAAUGGAACCUUUGUCCAAGUUUUUCUCUUUAACAAAUGAAAAUUUUUGGAAAAUGGAAACAUAGAUUGCUAGAUUAUAGCCCUGAUUAAAAUUGUUUGAAAGCCAAGCGGAAAUAUUCGAUUAAACCCGAUUGUUUUAACAAUCGGAUUAAAUCGGAGCUUUUAAUCAGGCAGAGUAAUGCAUCGGGUCUCGGUCAUAAUUUUGUGUUGAGAGGUUUUAUUUGAAAGAACAGCUUGGACAAAAAUUACCAUAGACUCUCCUUAAAAAAACAUUUACAUUAGUUUAUAACUGUAUUAUAUGAUGAAUAUUUUUUUAAAUGUAAUUUUAACAACCCGAAUUCAUUGAAUUUUUAUUUAUUUAUAGUUUCACUGUAGUUUAUUAAAUAUAAGAUAAUAUACCUAGAACCCUAGCAGGGAACUAGUACUC